GGGGUCUCUAAUAUCCGUAUUCAUAGUCGUUCCUCAAUUCUCAAGGUUAGUCUGUCUUUGUCUCGCUACUACGUUUUACCAUACGCGAGACAAAGACAAACUACCCUUGAGAAUUGAGGAACGACUAUGAAUACGGAUAUAAGUCUGGCCAGCGGACCAGUUUCGGCCAGACUCGGAUUAGAGGGAUUCUAGUCGCGUGUGCUCGAUUAAUCGCGCGCAUUUUUCGCGAGUGAGUGUCGUGAAAGGACAGCGGCGAGGCGGGAGGAGCAAUGGAGGAGCAGGAGGCGCGGGAGGAGGAGAAACAUCAUGAAUUGGAGAUUUUGUCCUUUCCUUACGCCGUCAAGUACCGGAUUAUGUCCAGAUGCUGAUUCAACGAAGAUGCCACUCUCGAAGCUCCUGGUACUCGAAGAAUUUCGUUCCUGGCUUUUGAAUCACCCGCGCGCCUUUUCUCGCAUACCGUUGGCCGAAGAAGCCCCUGUGCAGAAGGUGGGUAUAUUAAAUUCCACGAUAUACUUGUCAAGGCGUGGUGCUGCUUCGGGGGGCCACCGUGCUGAAAACCCUUCGGCGACACACCAUCGCCACACAUCACGAGACACCGACUCGCCCUUCGCCUGUUUGCGUAACCUUCUCUCUUUCUCAUUCUCGACUUCGCAGGGUGCAAAAUCAACUACGAGGCCACGCAGCGCCUAAUAACGGCGCAUUAGCUUCGUCAUCCAUGAUCUCAAAGCGAUCUGUUUUAAAAGGCCCGCCAGGGACGUCGUUCUCGCGUCGAGUCUCACAACAUUUCGCGAACGUUUUAAUUAAUUAUUAUAUGGUUUCGCUGUGCGAUAUAAAGAAAGAUGACGAAUUGUGAGUCAAACUAAGAAGUGCAAACGUACGCACACGCAUAUUUCGAAUCUUGAUAAAAUUUGAUAAAGAUCUUGCUUAGCUGACGUAGCCCCACCUACGAUUAGAUGCGCGAACGCGACUUAUUAAUUAUAUGAAUCACAUAUAUCAAAAUAACUUUAAAUUAGCAUUAUGUGCUUUUUAAGGAAAUAAUUGCGAGAUCUAGUGAUAAGUUAUCGUCGCCAAAUUAUUAUAUCUAUCUCACGCAUGCAUUAUUUGUUUUGUAUCCAUGGCCUAUUCUUUUUAGCUAAACCCUCUGGCUUAUCCUAGUAGCACAGUGCAUUGGUUAAACAUUGGUCCAACACAAUCAAAUAUUGAACCAAUGUUUAACCAAUGUUUGGUCAUGCACUGUGCUACUAGGGUAUCUUAUCACUUUUCCUUCCUAAUAUGGAAAGAAAAAUAGAAAAGAUGAAUCGUGUAAGAAGUUUAGCUAAAAAGAAAAUAGACCCAUAGUCUUAAUGUUCGAUCUUUAUACUGUUUAGAUAAUACAUAUGUGAGAUAAUAUUUGUGUUUAUAUUGGAGUAAUGCGUCGUGCGAUCCGCAGAGAAUUUGAACGACAGGCAUGAAACGGAAACUGCAGCAGUAUAUGCGAAACUACGAUGACAAGGAUGAAAAUUGAUUUGUCGUAGGGUCGGCGUUGUAUACAAUCCAAUGAUUUCAAUCUGGAUCCUAUGGGAGAUCGUAAACAUGUGAACCAAGCAUGCGAUCCCUCGUGACUCGAAUUUCAUGGACCAGCGUCAAAACGUAGUUUUAUGUGUUAAAGGCCGUUCGGUCUCGCAAGAGGCCGGAAAAGGACGACAAAUCGUUCCGUUUAUUUUUGUGAAUCGAUUCCACGGAGAAUUACUACAAAUUGCGACGAUUGUUAGACGCUAUGGGAGUUCAUUGUUGAAUAUGUUUUAGCGGCGGUAUAGUGCAUCCUGUCUCCCGUAGCGUCCAACGAGCGAUGGACCGAUUUUUGUCAACCUUCGCUGACAGUAUGGCUACCGUUCGGUCUCUACCGCGAUAAAGAAUGCAUAGAGGUGCACCCCGUUCGGCGCAGAAUCCCGCAACAGGUUGCGGAGCAUCGACGCCGCGCGCUAUCCUAGAUGAUUUAUGAAUCCACCGGGGGAUGCAAAUUUUCUUCUUUUACACCUACUUUUCUCCGCGCAUCGCGACAGAUAGUGUUAGAAUAGCAACUGAGGGGGGAUUUGCGACCACGGAGUAAAUUAUUAUGCGAACGUGCGAGAUUGUCGAGCUUUGGUAGAAGCUGAAGAAUUUUUACUCCAGAAGUUGGUAGAAAAUUGAAAAAUUGUGAAAUCUAUCAACUGUUAGGUUUAUAUUGCUAAUCAUGUACUGAUAUUAUCGCGACGUUUUCACAUUACAUCUACAUUUAUCUCUGGAGACAAAUUUCUUCCGUUCAAGUAAAAUUAAGUUAAUAUUGGGUCAUUCCAUAAUGCGGGUUUUUUGAGAUAUUUAUUAGAAUUUAUUAGAGUUUCGGUUUUGAGUUAAUAAUAUAAAAAAUAAAUACAAAUUAAUCGCGUUUCCUUUUACAUGCAUUGUUGGAUGACCUAAUAGAAUAGAUGAACCAUAGUAAUUUAAAUAGAUAUACGAAAGUUUCAUACGAAUUUCAACAUCAAAUCUUAAAUUAUGCUUCAUUCUUCAAGUUCCAAGAUGCGUUUGAAUUCGAAUGCUUGAAUCUAUUAAAUCUGGUUCGAAGUUUAAAAUGGAACAAAUAAAGUUUUAUUUUCUAUUUGCAAAGUGGAUUUUUGCUCGAGCCUUCGUUUAAUUCAAUUGAAUCGAUCGAAAGAAGAUCGACAAUUAGAUUCAUUUAAACUGUCCGAACUUGAUGAAGCUCAAAUAUUUCUGCUUUGAAUUAUUCGAACAACUCGAUCGCGAUUCUUUAAAUCUUUCAUCUAAACUUUCAAAUAUCUUUAAUUCUCAUCUUGAACCUUAAAUGUAUUCAAUUGUUGAACAUCAGAUUUGCCUUUGUCGAAAAUGCUUCUUUGUAAUGAAGCAAUAAAAUAAAAUUGUAUUGUCAACUGAUAUUAUGGUGUAAGAAAACGUGUAUACUUUUUUAAACAGAUAUGGCAUUAUUGAUGUGAACGCAUAAAUUGUUAUUAAUAAAUAUGUGGCAAAUAUAUUUA
This is a messenger RNA of Vollenhovia emeryi, 3008 nucleotides long. RefSeq lists its product as uncharacterized. The coding region runs from base 307 to 690 and encodes 127 amino acids. The record is from RefSeq and is a predicted model, not a curated record. The transcript is spliced from 3 exons. NCBI's taxonomy places the organism in Eukaryota, Metazoa, Arthropoda, Insecta, Hymenoptera, Formicidae.